Papaver somniferum (opium poppy) is the source of this 810-nucleotide messenger RNA. Its product is annotated as glycine-rich cell wall structural protein 2-like. The coding region runs from base 1 to 810 and encodes 269 amino acids. Lineage: Eukaryota; Viridiplantae; Streptophyta; Magnoliopsida; Ranunculales; Papaveraceae. The transcript has a single exon. The record is from RefSeq and is a predicted model, not a curated record.
AUGGUAUCUGUGGGUUUAUUCAAUAGUGUUGAAGUUCAAGGAGGAAGAGAAAUUCCAGUGACUAGCAAAACUGAUAGUAAAGGUGCUAACACUAUCAAAAAUGCUUACCAACGUCAGGGCCUUUUUCAUUUUGGUGGUAGUGUUGGCGGUGGCUUCCAUGGUUUUAAUCCGGGUUAUAAACAUGGUGGGUUCUUCCCUGGCUUUAAACCUGGUUUUGGACAUGGUGGGUCAUUCCCUCUACCAGGUGAGUCGGGUUUCAGCCAUGGCUUUUCUGGGUUUCCUGGGCAGGGAGGCAGCUUUGGUGGUGGCAGUGAUCAAGGUGAAGGCACUGGCAUAGGUGGCGGCCGCGGCAGUGGUUUUGGCAACGGUCAAGGUGUAGGUGGUGGCAGCGGUUUUGGUGGCGGUCAAGGCAUCGGUGUAGGUGAUGGCGGCAGUGGUUUUGGUGGCGGUCAAGGCAUCGGUGUAGGUGGUGGUGGCAGUGGUUUUGGUGGCGGUCAAGGCGUAGGUGGUGGUGACAGUGGUUUCGGCAACAGUCGAGGCGGUGAUGAAGAUAUUGGUGUAGGUGGUGGUGGUGCUAGUGGUAGUGGUCAAAAUGGUGGUGAAGGUGUUGGUGUAGGUGGUUUUGGCAGCGGUCAAGGUGGUGGCAGCUGCAGCUGUGCCAGCAGCAGCGGCUUUGGUGGUAGACAAAGUGGUGGCGGCUUUGGUGGGUUCCAAACAGCAUCCAGGAAAAGCCCAGUUCCAUUCCAGACUACUCAAGCUACUAGGGAUGACGGAAAAGCAACAGAGAUUAACGUGGGAAAACAUCCCUGA